Molecule: messenger RNA, 2955 nt
Organism: Cyprinodon variegatus (sheepshead minnow)
Lineage: Eukaryota; Metazoa; Chordata; Actinopteri; Cyprinodontiformes; Cyprinodontidae
Gene: ppp3ca
Product: serine/threonine-protein phosphatase 2B catalytic subunit alpha isoform-like
Exons: 14
Coding region: 218-1786 (522 amino acids)
Biological process (GO): calcineurin-NFAT signaling cascade
Cellular component (GO): calcineurin complex; cytoplasm; cytosol
Molecular function (GO): calmodulin binding; calmodulin-dependent protein phosphatase activity
Source: RefSeq, a predicted model, not a curated record
ACAUUAAUAGCUUAGCGCGGCAGGAGCAGCUCCUACAGCAUCCAGCAUCCCUGCAUCCAUCCCUGCCUGCCUUUGAGCAGCAGCACCCGGCGCAGAACAACCCACUGAAUCAGUGAUGCCACAGCAUCAUCCGCAUUUCGACCAGAAAUAACUGACAGUUUUUCCAUAGAGGAGACAGAGGGGAGAGGAAAUUUUAUAAAUAAGACGGCAACUGCCCAUGAAGAUGUCCAACGCUGACACCGUCUUAAACCCCGCCGAUCGGGUGGUAAAAUCUGUCCCCUUUCCCUUGAGCCACCGCCUUACAAUGAAGGAAGUGUUUGACUGUGAAGGCAAACCUCGUGUGGAUCUCCUGAAAGCUCACCUGACCAAGGAGGGCCGCGUGGAGGAAGCUGUGGCACUUCGAAUCAUCAAUGAGGGUGCAGCCAUCCUCCGCCAGGAGAAAACUAUUCUUGACAUCGAGGCACCAGUUACAGUCUGUGGGGACAUCCAUGGGCAAUUCUUUGAUCUUAUGAAGUUGUUUGAAGUGGGAGGAUCGCCGGCCACAACGCGAUACCUAUUCCUCGGGGACUAUGUUGACCGUGGCUACUUCAGUAUUGAGUGUGUUUUAUACCUUUGGUCGCUGAAAAUCCUCUAUCCAAAGACACUAUUUUUACUUCGCGGAAAUCAUGAAUGUAGACAUUUGACAGAAUAUUUCACCUUCAAACAAGAAUGUAAAAUCAAGUACUCAGAGCAGGUGUAUGACUCAUGUAUGGAUGCAUUUGACUGCCUCCCUUUGGCUGCACUCAUGAACCAGCAGUUUUUGUGUGUCCACGGAGGACUCUCACCUGAAAUACACACCUUAGAUGACAUUAAAAAGUUGGAUCGGUUCAAGGAGCCCCCUGCAUUUGGGCCCAUGUGUGACCUGCUCUGGUCAGAUCCUCUGGAAGACUUUGGAAAUGAAAAAACGCAGGAAUACUUCAGCCACAACACAGUGCGAGGCUGCUCUUACUUCUACAGUUAUCCCGCUGUGUGUGAGUUCCUACAGAGCAAUAACCUAUUAUCGAUUAUCCGAGCACAUGAAGCACAAGAUGCUGGUUACCGGAUGUACCGUAAAAGUCAGACUACUGGAUUCCCGUCCCUAAUAACCAUCUUCUCUGCACCAAAUUACCUGGAUGUUUACAACAAUAAAGCUGCUGUACUGAAAUAUGAAAAUAACGUCAUGAACAUUCGACAGUUCAACUGUUCGCCACACCCCUACUGGCUGCCCAACUUCAUGGACGUCUUUACCUGGUCACUGCCAUUUGUUGGAGAAAAAGUCACCGAAAUGUUGGUGAACGUGUUAAGCAUCUGCUCUGAUGAUGAACUCAUGAAUGAUGAAGAUGAGAUAUUUGAUGCUAAUGCGGCUGCGGCCCGCAAAGAAGUGAUCAGAAACAAGAUCCGUGCUAUUGGAAAAAUGGCCAAAAUGUUCUCAGUUCUCAGAGAGGAGAGUGAAAAUGUGUUGACGCUUAAGGGCCUGACUCCCACUGGCAUGUUGCCAAGCGGGGUUCUCUCUGGAGGCAGACAGACACUGCAGAGCGCAACCAUUGAAGCCAUUGAAGCCAUCGAGACGCAUGAUGAGGACAGAGAAGCUAUUCGAGGGUUCUCCCCCCAGCACAAGAUCACCAGCUUCGAGGAGGCUAAGGGCUUAGACCGCAUCAAUGAGCGCAUGCCACCACGCAAGGAUGGAGUUAACCAUGUGGGCCACUCCAUGGGCAAGAUGAAUAUGUCGGAGGCAAAUGGCACAGAAGACAACAGCAAUAUCCAGUGAUGUGCUGUCUGAGCCACAGACUCUGUGCCACUGUUUCAGCCAUGCAGCAGGACUUUGCUUAAUGGGAAAUUAAGGCCUCAGAACACAAAAAACCAAACAGGCCCACCGCUAGAACAUGAAACCUGCAGCAAAUUUUAACACCAGGCGAAAAAGGUCAUUUAUUUCAUGGCGGCGUGUCAUUGCACUGUUAGGGGGAGGGGGGGAGCUGGGGUUUAAAGCAAAGGGACAGGGAUACAGAGAGACCAAAGGCUGCAGCAAAGAAGUGCUUUUGGAAGUUGUUUCUGACUGUAGUUCCCCUUCUCAAUUCGAUUACAGACUGAAUUAUUGGGAGUGUUGUUGCUGUGAAUGCUCUCACACACAUGUGCUCCUUCAUUACAGGGCCUGGCGGAAGACGUAAGUGCAGUAUCCAUGCCUCACAAAUCAUUUUAAUGUUUUAUAAAGUAUUUAUUAUGAAUCACUCACAAAUGCACUUCAAGAGGAAAUAAUCUACUUAUCUAAUUGUUUUUUUGCUAGUAUUAGGUCAUGUCACUUUGUGAGAGAAAACAAGAAAGAAAACAGGAGAGAAGUAAAAAAGUAAAAUGUGUACCUCUUUGAAACCUGCAGCAUGCCAUUUUACCAGUGGACUUGAAUUUAUUGAUUUACCUUGUUGUAAAAUGCUGCCAAACUGCAAGUUAAAAAGAGGACAGGGUGCUUAUGUUUGCUUGCCACUGAAAAACCUGUGUAGCUCCACAUCCAUCUCAGCUAUGUCUUAGUAAACUCCAGCAUUGCUUCAUUCCUCUAGCCAUCUUCCCAGAUGAAACUAAGAGGAGAAGAAGCGGGUUUCCUGAAGGUACUUUAGAAUAGCAAAAUACAGAGAUUUGACAUCAAAUUAAGUCUAUUUUAUUCCUUUCAAAUUCCAGUCUAAAGGUUCUAUUGCAGUACCUCUCUCAAAGCAGAAAUUCACAUAGGCAUGGGCUGGUAUAAGAUUCUCAAGGUAGCGACCCAAAGAUUUUACAUGUGAUCUAAUUCUUAUUAUUUGAAACAAAGAUGGAACAGAUUUGAUUUUAUUUGGCAAGGACUUUUUACACUAAUAUCAUUGCUGUAACUAUACCAGAUUUUGCAGAAAGGGUGUUUUCAUCUAGUAAAUGCAACAUGUAUCCCUUCACAAAUUCAAUUAAACGUAUACAUAA